Molecule: messenger RNA, 4753 nt
Organism: Astyanax mexicanus (Mexican tetra)
Lineage: Eukaryota; Metazoa; Chordata; Actinopteri; Characiformes; Acestrorhamphidae
Gene: atosb
Product: protein FAM214B
Exons: 13
Coding region: 1061-3115 (684 amino acids)
Source: RefSeq, a predicted model, not a curated record
GGGCCGCGUCGCUUUUCUUGCGGAGGAGAGAGAGCGAGGGAGAGCGGGGCAGCGGCGGCCGAGGACACGGAGACCGAGACCGAGAGGGAGAGCGAGGCCUCGCGGGGAGAAAGGGCACCGAAACACCGCUGUAUCGCCCAGCUGUCGCCCUGGGUCUGGUUUUGGAUCGAUAAGGUGGAGGUCAGGCGCGUUUCCCUGCGUUUUCAGCGCGAUUACAGACUGAUCUAGAGGAGAAUCGAUCGUUGUGAUCGGAGCUGAUCAACAUCUGAUCAGAAUAAGAGGCUGGAAAACUCUUUGUGCGGAUCGAAGCCCGGAGUGGAGGAUCUACAGCGAUCUGGAUCGAGUCGCCCCAGCCUGUGGCUUCAUUUGUACCCAGGACAGCUUGUCCCACUCAGGAGCCGCCGGGAUCCGGAUAGAGAGCUAGAGAGCGAGAGAGCGAGCGAGAGGAAGAGGAGGAGUGAGAAAGGAAGAGGGAGAGAGAGGAGUGUUACAGAGAGGCCGUGGUCUCUGGAAUGCCUUGCUCACAAUGCAGCCGUUGAGCAACCAGUCAACUUCAGGAGCCCAGGAGGGCUGUGAUUGGCCGUUGGCCGUGUGUGGGUGGAGCUCGAGGAUAGACUUUAACUGUGCAUUGGGUUGUUCAACAAGACCCCACCCACUGCACUGACACUCCGCCCCUUGGCCUUUGUCCUCUGCCUGUGGGAAUGCUGUUGGUGGAUUGGUGGGACAGCGUAGGAGAUGGCCAUACUUGGGGCCUAGGGUCAGGGUCAAAGGGCAGGGGUGGGUCAGCAGUGUGGGGAUCACAGGUCGAUGUGGACGAGCCUAAAUACAACCGAGGAACAACAGGCGCAUGUGCUGUGCAAAGCAUUAUGGGAAACGUAGUGCACCACUCCUAGAGCAGACCUCUGGGAUCUGAGAUCUUCCAGCUUCCGGAGCCUGUUUUCCUUCACAGGCUCGUUUUUACUGUGUAGAACAACACAGAACUCUCUAGAACUUUUGAAAUAUUAAAUUAUCGCACAACGUCUCGCUUUUUUUAACCAAUCAGAGCGCGCAGAGCAGCAGCAUGCGCCACAUCCACGUGGAGCUGGUGCGAAAGGAGCCGGCGCAGGCCGGGACCGACCCCGGGCUGCAGGGAGCGGGGCCUCGGCCCUUCAGCCAGGAUGAGCUGCGGCUGCAGAAGGUCUACCAGCUGUCCAUCUUCUCUCAGAGGGGGGGCUUCGGGGAGAGCCGGGCAUCUCUCAGGCCGGGCAUGAAGCGCCCCCUGCAGGACGAGGAGGAGGACGGCGGUGACGAUGAUGAAGAGGAGGGGGAGGUGUUGUGUGGGGCGGGUCCUGUGACGGAUCCGCUCUACCUGAGAGAUAUGGAGACGCCGAGGUCGCCAAAGUCACCAAGGUCGCCGAGGUCACCUGCCCUCUCCCCCACGCAUGCACACGCCCCCCCGGUGCCAGGCCGAAAACCCACCCAGCGCAACACCGACCGCCCCGUCCCGGAUGCCUUCGCCCCCCUGUCGCCCAAAUCACCACCCAUGCUGGACCCCCACUCGCCCUGGGGCAGCCGACUGUGUCACAGGCGUAACUCUGAAGAGGCACAGCCGAGCAGUGCGUGUCACAAGCGCCCCCUUCUGGAUGAAGAGUCAGAGGGCGAUAAAGAACUCGAUGGGGAUUUUUCAAGAGAUUCAGAGACGUGCCGGUCGCCCCGUUCACCACGCUCACCCCGCUCCCCGUCCCUGUCCCCCACCCACCCACAUACCCACCCGGUCCUGGGCCGAAGACCCGCCCAGCGCACCCUGGACUGCCCUGUCCCGGACGCUUUUGCCCCCCUGUCCCCUAAAUCACCCCCCAUGCUGGACCCCAUGCAGUCCCCGCCCCACGCAGUGCCCUCCCCCCGGACUCAGGCGUCCACCGCUGGAGGCGACCCGCCGUGCCCUGUGGACGGGUCCAGAGACGAGGGCUGCAGUACCAGCGUCCUGCCAGUAGAGGCCCUGUUGAGCUCUUCAUGUAAUCUGGAGCUUCAGGGAGCUUUACGGCCGCCGCUGACUCCGGCUGAGGCUGUCCAAUGGGCAGCCAGUAUUGAGUCAUCCCCGCCCCCUCCGGACAGGAAGUCUCCAAGCUCAUCUUUACCCCCUUCCUGGUCUAACGGGACAAGUCCAUCAGAUAAAACAUCCGAUCCCCCCCGGGCGAUUCUGGGGGUGAAGAAGAAGCUGCUGUCCUCCAGUGAUACUGGAGAGUCGUGUUCGGAGGACGAGGGCCCGUCCACGUCCAAGCGAAGCCGCAUGGCCCUGCUGACGCCCGGCCUGGGGCUGGCCGCCGGACGCAGCACCGACUCCAAGGCCGCCCCCUACUGGACACACCUGCUGCCCGCGGCACGAGAGCAGGGCAAGAGCUCCACAGAGUGCUCUCGCUCGUCCAGGAGACUGAAGGCUGGAUCUCGCCUCAAAUCUCGUCAGCUGCGGAGCGGCCGCCGGACCGACACCAGCCGGACCUGUUCCGGAUCAUCCCUGGCCUCCAUCAGCAGAGCUCUGCUCGGAAACUUUGAGGAGUCGAUCCUGAAGGGCCGUUUCUCUCCGUCGGGGAGGAUAGAGGGAUUCACGGCUGAAAUUGGAGCGAGCGGCUCGUACUGCCCUCAACACGCCACUUUACCUGUGCAGGUGACUUACUACGACACGUCCGAGCACAGCGCCCCCUCGCCUUUCCUGGGUGUGAUCUCCCUGGAGCCGCUGGGAAAGAAAGGCUAUAGCGUACCCAAAGCAGGGACCAUUCAAGUGACCUUAUUCAACCCUAAUAAAACUGUGGUGAAGAUGUUCCUGGUGACCUACAACUUCGGGGACAUGCCUGUCAAUCACAUGACCUUCCUGCGCCAUCGCAUCUUCCUGGUGCCUGUGGAGGAAGGGGAGGGGUCAGGGGAGGGGCCAGAGAGCUCCGCCCCUGACCGGAAGAAGAUCCUUUGCUACCUGAUACACCUGAGAUUCCAGAGCUCUAAAUCUGGAAAGAUUUACUUGCACAACGAUAUCCGGCUGCUAUUCUCCCGCAAAUCCAUUGAGGUGGACACAGGGAUUCCUUAUGAGCUGAAAUCUUUCACCGAGGUGCCAAGAAACCCCAAAUACUCCCCGCGAGUGUGACCCUCCCCCCACCCUUUCCCACUAGAAUAAAAAAUCCACCAUGCAAAAAGAGAGAGAGAGAGUGAUGGGCGCAGAAGGACAGAGUGAUAAAACCAGACUUUUAGGACGGACAGAACCACACACACUUGAAAGACUGAUCUAACGCACACAGAACACACGCGAGUAUCACGCUGUCUGACUGACGGACUCUCUGAUAUGAGGGUGUAACAUGCAUGCCUUGUGACUAAAGAGUUUUCCUCUAGUGCCGUUAUUCACUUUGCCCUUCAGUCUGCCUGCACCGGUCAUGGCUAAUCAGACGCCAGCACCUAUAGGACCUCGUCUGCGUGGAACUGGUCGGAUUGCUGCCCUUUGUUCGGCCAAUAGGAGUGCAGGAAUGGAGGAGUGGAGGAGUGGAGGACGGACAGUUGAGAAGAUGAAGUGUGGAGCUAAGAGUUGUAGGUUUGAGAGAUGAAGUUGAGGGUCUGGGAUUAGAGCAGAUCUGGCUGCAGAAAAAUGAGCUUCUAGAUUAGGGGUUCUUAACCUUUCUCACUUUUUAGGGGUCAAGCUGCUUCUCCAUCAGCAGCCGGAGUCUGAGAGAGAGUAUAGUAGGUCAUACUACUUCUCCAGUAGCAUGUAGUAGCAGUACUCCUUAAUUAAUUACAAUUGAUGACAGUUUGAGGCUAACUUUGAAAAUAGACAGAAAAUGGGUGUACAUUUUUUUUUCAUUUACUAAAAAAUGUAAUAAUGAAUCUUCUAGUGAAUUUCAGAUUUUUCCCUUUUUUCAUCUGAUGAUAUAAUUCAAUUUACUUUUUUUUCACAUAAAAAUACAGUAUAAUAAUAAGUAUUUUAAUGCAUUUAUAAUGAAUGCCAAAGUGAAUAUUACCCAACAAUAUAACUUAAAAUGUAAAUCUCAUAUACAUAGAAGCAUUUAGUAAGUGUACAGGGCAGAAUAUGAGCUGUAAAAUGCAUUUCUGGGCCUCCAGCUUGUUAGUAGAGGGUAGUUUGUUGUAUAUUUGCAUAAAGGAAAAAUUAUUACAUAUUGUACCUUUAAAGUUUGGUUGUGAGGUGCAGAAAUAAAGAAAAACUAAACAGGAAAAAUGGAUGAAAAUCAUACUAAAUAGAAAAAAAAAAUUUUACACCCAAUUUUUUUAUUUUUAUUUAGCGUAAAAUGGUCUAAUUCAAUGAAAAGUCUGAAUCUGAUCCUUCAUAGAGUCCCCUUGGAAGUUGCAACCCCCAGGUUAAGAACCCCUGCUCUAGACCAGGUUAGCAUAGGCUAAUCACCUGUUAUGCUAAUUAUAUUAGCUGGCCAGUUUGUUUACAGAGCAGUUUAGAGAAGGAACACCAUCAGUUUUAAGCCUAAAGGACAAAGAACGUUCCAGAAAGAAGGAAAGCAGCCGGAAGAUUGAGAAAGAGAUAAGAUUCCUCCACUGGAGCGUCGCUAUAUCGAGCCGAUACAGCAGAGAGAGGGGGGGUGGAGGAGGGUAGUAAACAGUGUGUGUAAGCAGAGGGGAGGGCACUGAUAUUUUAAAGUAAUUUAAUAAUUCUGUUAUAAACAGGUCGACUCGGGAGCUAUAAAACGCUACAAAACCGUGGUUUAAGUGCUAAUCAGGAGCACAGUGCACUGCAACAACAACACACACUUUCAAACAAGAGAUUUCC